AUGCUGGCUUCCAGGGCAUCCAGCAGCCCAUCAUCCACUAAACCCCCUGUCAAGCUCUCCCCAGCCCCCGGCCGCAGCCGUCAUUGGCCCACCGUCAGCGAAUUUCCCCUGGGCGACGUUUGGUCCCUUUAUUGCUUCUUUUCUUGUUCGCUCUCUCCUUUGCCUGUCAACGACUCGAGCAAUUCUCUUGCCCGCUGCCGCUCGACGAUCAAUUACUACGAGAUCGAGGCCGAUACCGUACACGACGACGAUUUGACAGACGCCACUGCCUUCAAUCCUCCGUUUUCUCCUAGCGCUCCCGAUUUGAGUCUAGCAACAGCUGCGACGCGCAGUUGUCGCAUUCCUUCGUUCUCUUUCCCUGCGUCUGUCUUCCGCCAACACCGGCUCCGUGCACAGGCAAUUAGCGCCCAGCCUCACUCCCCAGAACGUAGCCAACAAGUCGACGACUGCUUCGGUCUCAAUCUCGACCUCGAUCUCCACCUCACUCACGUCAACGUGGGAAGGACCUCGCCAUUUCUAGCGAGCGCGGUCGUCCUGGCGGCCGUGCCGACAACCUGUUUCCAACGGAUCCCCAUUUCGCCCGACCGUCUCCCUCCAACCCCAUACCGGCCGCCUUCCGCCUAUCCCGGAACCGGCUCAUCUUCUGGUCAAGCCGCUGUUGUUGCUGCUGCUGCCGCCUCGAAUAUCCAGCGCCAGCCAGCUCGACCCUUUGACGAUUACCAAGCAACGACCUUGCAUCCUUCGCCAUUUCGACCUCAAAAGGCUGCUGGGGUUGCUAAUCGUCCUCGUCGGUUAUCAGCUGUCCGUCUCUGGAAUCCUACAAAUUCGACGCCUAGGCCUCAUACCAAGCCCGAAUCAUCGCGUAAACGUCGUCCCUCGACCCCUCCACCACCAUCAAUUCCCCUUAAGCACCCGACAUUCGAUACCCGAGUACCGGCCGACCCCAUAGGUUCUGGACCUAGUGAUUAUCCUCUUCUUACGCUUUCCGAACAGCAUCAGAUAAGGCAUUCGUUGACGCCUCGUGCAAGCCUUCAGGUUGAUAGGGCCGGCAGUAGUGAUAGGCGCAUAAGUCUACCGAAUUCUGUGCGCGCUUCUUACGACGAGAAAGGGUCUCGCAGGGGUGCAGUGUCCGCCGAAGAACCUCGCCUUAGCAGGGACCUGUUUGCUCAGGAGACCGUGGUGGAAAAUCUAAUUGUCAAGAUUGACAAGGGCAAAGGGAAGGCUGUGAUGAUGCCAGAGACCGACGAUCCUAUGCCUUCUUAUGGCAAGGAUCUGGAGCGUGGUCCUGAGAUCAUGGACCCGCGGAUUUCUAACGUCUCGGCUGGAGAUGGAAUAGGAUCCGCUCUAUCGACGACAAAUUCUUCUAUUAUGGGUGAAGAUGUCGAGCCCGAUGCAGCCGGUGAAUGGGGUCCUCAGCACCCUUGCUAUCCCCACCUCAACCCUCAUGUCCCCGUUGACUCACCUGAAUAUGUCAACACGCGCAUCAUUCGAAUACGCCGCGACUGGUUGAUCAAGGGCGAUCUUGCACCGACAUUUUCCAACCUAUACCCAGAGAUUCUGGACCCUGCUGGUCUAUCCGAGCAAGAAUUCCGCCGAAUUAUCGAGAAGCUUAACGGCGAGUUGAUUCCUGCGUUCGACCCUUACGGCUUGCGGAACAUGAUCGAUACUCUCCUCGGACUCGUCACUGGUUGGGUGUGGGAUGACGUUGGCCUCACUGGAAUCAAAUCUCGACUGAACCGUCUCGAAAAGUGGAUUGAGCAAUGGAAUCUUGAGAUGGAAAAAACCAUUGGCACUGAAGAUGGUGCUAUUCCACCCAAGAUCUUGCCUCUGCGGCAAACAGGCUACAUGACUCUCGACAUCCAGAUUCCUGAUCCAGAGAUUGCACCAGCUCCCAGCACCACGAACCCCAAUGAUUCCAGAACCGCCUUGCCUUUGGAGCCUCCAUCCGCUGUUGUUUAA
Molecule: messenger RNA, 1959 nt
Organism: Fusarium subglutinans
Lineage: Eukaryota; Fungi; Ascomycota; Sordariomycetes; Hypocreales; Nectriaceae
Exons: 3
Coding region: 1-1959 (652 amino acids)
Biological process (GO): peptidyl-L-cysteine S-palmitoylation; protein targeting to membrane
Cellular component (GO): endoplasmic reticulum palmitoyltransferase complex; extrinsic component of endoplasmic reticulum membrane
Source: RefSeq, a predicted model, not a curated record